Symsagittifera roscoffensis is the source of this 3176-nucleotide messenger RNA. RefSeq names its product neurofilament medium polypeptide-like. Lineage: Eukaryota; Metazoa; Xenacoelomorpha; Acoela; Convolutidae. The coding region runs from base 589 to 2511 and encodes 640 amino acids. The record is from RefSeq and is a predicted model, not a curated record. The transcript has 5 exons.
ACCGAGUCAUAGUGCUGGUAAAGCGCGCCAUUAUCAAAAUUUAAUUUAUAUCAUUACGGCCUUUAAAAAAAUUGUAUUGGUUAAGUAAUAUUUUAAAUGUGCUUAUGGUUCUUUCAGGCUUUUAUGCAAAUUUGUCCAUGAAAGGCAGCAGCUGAAACGUUUGAAGCCAGUGUUAUUUGGGGAAAUGAUUUGAAGUCUUACGCAACUGAAUAACUGAGUCAGCAAAAUGCCUACUGGCAUAGCUAAACCAGGACGUUACCGCUGCAUUGCAUUUUACCAAAUUGCUUAAUAUGGUCUUUACAAACAGCUAGGGGCUCAACAAUAAAGCAUUUCGCUACUCGAGCUAGUUUAUACCCUAUUUUAUGUAGAACUAACUAACUAGUGCAAUCAUUCUGUUAUGAAGCCAUAACCGUCACAAAACUAAGAGUCCAUUAACUUCUAUUUUCACCAUUUCUUCUAACACAGAUUCUAUUUUAUUUAUUGAAAUUUUCUAUUCAAAUUUGAUUACCACCCGAAGUCUUUAUUCAUAAUCAUAAACAAGAAUAGUUUUUGAGUCGAUGAAAUAAACAAGCACGCAUAUAUCUUAUCAUGGCGACGAAAGAGAAAAAAUCAGACGAGAAUAAAUUGACUGAAAUUGAGAUCGUGCAAUCUGACAGAAGACGAGUGAGCGUAAGCAGCAGUAUCAAUAGUUCAACGGCGAGUGUUAGGAGACGUCUCGCGUUUCUGUGGCGCUGUUGCAAGUGCUGUUUCUGUGUGCCCUACAAAUGCUGUAGAUGCUGCUGUUGUCACAAGAACAGGUGUUGUUGCGGAUGUUGCUGCCAUGAGUACUAUCACAGAAAAGUCCAGACGGAUGGUCUUGGUUUCGGAUCUGGCUCGGUCUAUCUCAAAGUGGGCAGCGAAGUAGAAUCAACAGAUCCACUGAAGAGACCAUUCGAUAUUGACUCCAUGGCGAAGAAAGAAUCAGAAGUUUGGUGCCUUAUUGUGUCCGAGUGCAUAUCUCCCCUGUGGCAGAAAGAGGCCAAUGAGAUGGGCAUGGAGCAGUUCAUAAACAAAUUCUCAGACUCUGUUCUGAAGAGGAAGACACAAGUGAAGGACACUAUGUCGCCUGCCUAUGAUGGACUGGAGAAGUUGCUGAAAGGAAAAAAGAAUGACAGACAGAUCACAACUGAGAAAGAGCUGCAGAUUCUGAUAUCAACUCUGGAAAGCAAGCUGAAGAACGAAUCCGAUCAGCCGUCGAAAGAAGAUUCAAUUAGACCCAAGGAGGCAUCCAGCACUUUCAGCGGAAAGCCACUGCGACAUACAGAACUGCAACCGACCGAAGUAAAAGUUGAAGUAAAGUCUUUUGAAAGCAGUUUUAUGAGACCGGCUAAAUCUCCUGUGGAUAAAGACGAGCCUCUGAAGUCGACGAGCAACAGGAACAGUCUAUUGCGGAAAGAUUUCUUCGGACUACCAGAAUCGGAUGAUGAAGGUCCAGAAUAUGAGUCAUACGCAAAGAAUGAAACUGCUUUGGGGCCGUAUUCUCCAAUUAAAUCAAGUGAAAAUUCCCCGGAAAAGGAAAAAGUUAGUUCACCCAAGAAGGAAACUCCUAAUUCACCUGUGAAAGAAAUCACGUCGCCAACCAGCAAUAAUGCAAGGUUAUUGGUUGGAAGCAGCCCUCCUAAGUACAAAGGGUUUAGCAGCACGGCUGAAUUCAAAUAUACAAAAGUUCCGAUCACAGAGCCAAAAGAGCCAACAAAUUUAGAUGAUAAGGUUACUACAACUACGGUUUCUGUAACAGAAAAGAAACUUAAACCAGCAGCAGCAUCUCAAAGCGAAAAAAGAGAGCCAUUGGUAUCAGAAAAGAAGGAGGAACCGUCUCUGAGUUCUGUGAAAGUUGAGAUGGUAUCUAGUGGAAAGAAAGCUGAACUUCCUGUUGAGGUGAACGAAGUUGCUAAACCCAGUGUUGAGGCUGCUGUCAACGGUAGCGCGUCUGUGAAUCAAAGGAAGGAGGCUGUGUUUGUGUCUCGGAUCCAACAGACAUUGGGAAGCGACGAGGGCGAAAAAGGAAAGGAAGAUGAAGAUGAAGAAGGGUCGUCCGGUUCUGAGUUUGAAACUGGGAGUAGCAGUAGUGAAGAGGAGAGUGAGACUAUCACGACUAAGAAGAUCACGAGGAUCAUUCGGGUGGAUCCGAAUGGGGAGAGGAAGGAGUUCGUCUAUGAGGGACAGGAAGGAGAUGACACUGAGAAGUUAAUUGAGAAGGCAUUGGCUGAUUCGCCAUAUGGUCAUACAGAUGGCCAUGACGCGAAUGGAGGGAUGGAACCGGUGGUCAAAACACAACGAAGAGUGGUGUUGAAGAAAGAAGUGGUGAAGCGGACUGUGAUUCAAGACGGAGACACGGAAGAGACAACGACAGUGGAGACGAAAAACGAAGAAGUAUCUGACUCAGGUAACCAACUGGGACCAGGAGGCCAAAAGGAUAGCACCACCGACAAGAUCAUACAACAACUGGAGAGAGAGUUCGCAGAAAUGUAGAGCGAAAACUUACUAGGAGACAAAGCAAACGACAAAGAGAGAAAAAGGAAGAAAUAAUAUAAGAAAUCAGUUCAGUUAAUCACGGAGCGAUGAAGAAGAUUGUUAACAGAUGCAGUCAAUAUUUUUGAAAUAGCUUUCUCAUUUUGCGUGUUGUUGACUUGUGCAGUAUUCUAAAUUUAGUAUUGUGCAGUAUUCUAAAUUUAGCAAGAUAAAGAACGUUAUGUGCUUUAAUAUUUGGUGAAGGAUUUUAAUUUGAGCUCAUGGUCUAGCAAAGAAAACUCACUUUUUCAGCAGUAACGAUUCAAUUCAAUUAUUGUUCCGAACUUUGUAUAAGGGCGUUUUAUUUUUUUUUACAUUUGUUUUCACGCAAAAUCAUCUACCACGAAUAAUCAUCAGAAUGGGUUGUGUGAAAUAUCAUAUUAAAGCCCUUUCAGUCGUGAUUCAAACUUCCUUUAAAAGAUUUGAAAAAAAAAAUCAGUGUCGAGAAAAAGCGGUUUGAAAUUUUUGUUUUUGGUCUUAUUUCGAGCUAAUACGUGAGAGUGCCGGCCUACAAUAGCUUAAUUAAGUUUAAUUUGAGUCGUGAACAUUUAGCUUCGCUCGAGUGAAAUUGGCUUUCGGAAUUCUUCAGCUCCACGCCAUGUUGGAAAUCAAAAACUUCAAAAAUU